AAAGAAAAAAAGAAAUCUCCAAAGGGAACCUUUCCCCUUCCUUGAGGCUUCUGCAAGCUUCACCUUCCAUUUUAAUUUCACAAUCACUGCCAAUGGGUAACUGCUUAGAUUCUUCUGCUAAAGUUGAAACUUCCCACACCUCCCAAGCGACUUCCGAAAUCUCCCAGAGUUCAAGCAAGAAAUGUCAUCCAUUAGUUCCUUCCAAUCUUCCUAGCUCAUUGGAAGAUAGGAACCGAAACAUAUCGAGUCUUAUCACAUCAAGAACAGAAGGUGAAAUAUUGUCAUCUUCCAAUUUGAAGCCUUUCUCUUUCAAUGAACUCAAGAAUGCAACUAGAAAUUUUCGACCCGACAGUCUGUUAGGUGAAGGGGGAUUUGGUUGUGUUUUCAAAGGAUGGAUUGAUGAAAACACAUGGGCCGCUACAAGGCCAGGAUCGGGAAUUGUUGUCGCUGUCAAGAAGCUUAAGCUUGAAGCUCCCCAAGGCCACAAGGAGUGGUUGACAGAAGUUAAUUAUUUGGGAAAAUUUCAUCACCCAAAUCUAGUUAAGCUGAUUGGGUAUUGCUUGGAAGGCGAGAAUCGGUUAUUGGUGUACGAGUUUAUGCCGAGAGGGAGUUUGGAGAAUCAUCUCUUCAGAACGUGUUCCCAACCUCUUUCUUGGGCAGUAAGGAUCAAAGUGGCCAUAGCUGCCGCCAGAGGUCUUUCUUUUCUUCACGAAGCCGAAUCGCCUGUCAUUUAUCGCGAUUUCAAGGCAUCCAACAUCCUACUUGAUGCAGAAUUCAAUGCUAAGCUUUCUGAUUUUGGUUUGGCGAGGGCUGGUCCCACUGGAGAUAGAACUCAUGUAACUACUCAAGUUAUGGGGACUCGAGGCUAUGCUGCACCUGAAUAUGUUGCUACAGGUCGAUUGACAUCGAAAAGCGAUGUUUAUAGUUUUGGGGUUGUGUUACUCGAAUUGUUAUCUGGUCGACGUGCUGAGGACAAUCUUGUCAAUUGGGCAAGUCCAUAUUUGGGUGAUAAGAGAAGGUUAUUUCGAAUUAUGGACACCAAACUUGAAGGGCGGUAUCCUCAAAAGGGAGCUUACAUAGUCGCUAAUUUGGCUACACAAUGCCUUAGGAGUGAACCAAGAGCUCGACCACGGAUGGUAGAUAUUUUGGGUGCAUUAGAGGAGCUUGAAUCCCUAAAAACUACAACUAGAAUCUCACAACCGGUUCAACGUGCAACUCUUGCUUUGACAAACUCGAAGCCAAAGACUGAUGCACCUCUUUUGAUAUCGCAUCAGAAGUCACCACGACGACAAUAAUGAAAAUGUAUAGUAUAGUGUACUCAUUAGUGCUAUUACAAAAAAAAAAUAUUGAUAGAUUCUUUACAGGUAUACUAUGUAAGGUUUGAGUUGGGUAAAAAUAGAAGUUCAAGGUGGGUAACAGUUGGGAUUUAUAUAAAG
Messenger RNA from Cucurbita moschata (crookneck pumpkin), 1436 nucleotides. Its product is annotated as probable serine/threonine-protein kinase PBL3. The transcript is spliced from 6 exons. Gene Ontology annotation, biological process: protein phosphorylation. Gene Ontology annotation, molecular function: ATP binding; protein kinase activity. Bases 93 to 1295 code for a protein of 400 amino acids. The record is from RefSeq and is a predicted model, not a curated record. NCBI's taxonomy places the organism in Eukaryota, Viridiplantae, Streptophyta, Magnoliopsida, Cucurbitales, Cucurbitaceae.